This is a messenger RNA of Aspergillus lentulus, 249 nucleotides long. RefSeq lists its product as uncharacterized. The record is from RefSeq and is a predicted model, not a curated record. Lineage: Eukaryota; Fungi; Ascomycota; Eurotiomycetes; Eurotiales; Aspergillaceae.
AUGUCGCAACCGCCUUCCUUCCAGCGUGAUCCUACGCAGGCAUCCAACGUCGUCGACUCGUCCGAGCUUUCCGACCAAAACAAAGCGAAAGAUACCUCUCAAGCCCCCGCCUUUGGGGGCCCCGGAGCCAAAGCAUCCGCCCCUGAGACCUCCCAGCCUCACUCGAGCAAGAUCCUGAACAAGCUGGAUCCUCGGUUCGACAGCGACAUGUUGGAACAGCGCGAUCAAGGGAAUACCGGUCGGACUUGA